Molecule: messenger RNA, 4112 nt
Organism: Ciona intestinalis (vase tunicate)
Lineage: Eukaryota; Metazoa; Chordata; Ascidiacea; Phlebobranchia; Cionidae
Source: RefSeq, a predicted model, not a curated record
ACUUUCUCAUGCGUAACAAUACAUGACGUCAUAUCAGCGGUUUCGUUCUGAAAUUCGAAAAGUCAACAGUGCUGAUUUGGAAGAUUUAGGCAGCUCGGUAUUUCUGUUCAAUCAGAUUUAGUUGGCCGGCUAAAAUGGACGAUUUAAAUGACCAACGUCGACUUAACUUCGUUUCCAAUACGACAAGUGCAACGUCGCUGUAUAGAGAAAAUAUGGAGUCUGGUGAAGAACCUUUGCUGGGGCGACUACAGCAACAGCUUAAAGCGAUUCGCAAUGAGAAUCAUGAGAUGGUGCAGCAGACUUCUCAUUUUCGAAGAAAAAUUCAUCAAUUGGAAGAAGAAAAACUUACGCUGACUGAAAAGUUAAACUCUGACACCACUGAUCUCAAGUCAGUUAUUGCCCGUCUGGAAUCUGAGGUUGAAAAAGGAGAAGCAACGAGACAAAGUGUGGAAUAUGAACUUACCGUGACCAAGAAAAGGGCAAAAGAUGUAUUAAGAAAUGUGAGCAAAAAGGAAUCGGUCACAUCAAGGGAGAAUAUGCUUCUUAGUGAUCAAAAGUCAAGUCUUGAGUUAAAGGUAGAGGAAAUGGAGGUGGCAUUAGAACUUGCACAUAAAGUAACUGCAGACAAUGAAAAAACAAUCGCCUUUUUAGAGGAAGACAAGAAACAAAUCCAUUCGGAUGCAAUGGCAGCUGAAGCAAUAUUGAGGUCAGAAAAUGAGAAGACCGUGGAAAAACUGGAGGAGGUUACAAUAGAUCGUGAUUCGAUUCUUCAGAGAUUAGAGGAUUCAAAAUCUUCUUUGAUCAAACAAGAGGAAGACUUAAGAAAGGCGGUAACGGAACUUCAAAUUUCAAUGGAAAGAGAGCAGCACCUUCGUCAUGAUUUGGAUGAUUGCACACGUCGUGCUCGAGCACUUGAGGAGUGCGUUGAAGCAGAACGCGCAGCUCACCUGGAAUCAAAGUUCAAUUCUGAGAUUAUUCAGCUGAAACAGCAAGAGUUCCAGUCACAGUUAGCAGCGGAGAGAGAAGUUUGUGAUGUUUUGAAACACGAGGCUGAAGAUGCGAAUGCCAAGGCUGAUGAACUGCAACGAGAACUUGAGUUUCACAAAAAAGAAGCGAAAAAUGCAAACGAAAAGCUGGAGAAAUCUGUACAAGUAUAUGCUGACAUCCGGAAGCAACUGGAUGCCGAACUUGCCGAGAAGACGAAGAUCAUCGAAGAGAUGUCCGGACAGCUUGAGAGUCAUCAAUCCAACCUCGAUCAGUUGAAACAGGAGCUCGGAAAAGCGAGGAAAAGACAGAUAUUCCUUGAUGAAACUUAUGGGGGCAAUGUAAGAGAGAUGGAAUUACUGCUGGAAAACUUUGGUCUUCAAACUGAACCUCGUGCAUCUUCUGGGAAAUCAAAAGGCAGCAAAGAUCCGAAAAUUGUGUUGGAACGAAUGAAAAACACUUUGUUUGGUUACCAGAAGCAAGUUGCUGAUUUACAAGAUAAAGUAAAGAAUCUUACUUCAGUUGAGAAACAGGCACAAAAAGAUUGUUCAAACUUCCGUGACUUGGCUGUAACAAGAGAAAAAGAACUACAGCAAACUCAGAAAGAACUAAACGAAUGUGAGAAGGAAUUGGUCAGCAUUCGAACACAGCAAGCAGAAUAUGAACGAGAGGUCAAGAGGUCAAGUGAUGACCUCAUCAGUAUGACCUCUGAACUUGAACAGCAAAGACAAAGAUGUCUUCAAUUGGAAACUAACGUUGGUUCCAUUCAAGACAGAUAUAGUAACGAGACCGACAUCCAUGUUGGCUUCCUAAGAGAGUUGCUACAUGUUAUUUGCAACUCAAAUGGGGAAACUAACACAUUGACUAAAUUUACCUGGCUUGAUGCUUCACUUCAUGUAAGAGACGGUCUCGAUUCACUCAUUUCGAAGUUUAAUCGAUGCAAUGAACAGUGCAAGACUUUGGAGUCUUCUUGCUCCGAGAUGCAGAGAUCGAUCGGAGAGCUUCAGAAAGCUCACGAGUCCUCCGUGGAUCGACUUGCGGAGCGAUGCAGGGAGAGAGAGGAGGAAGCAGGAAGACAGAGGAAACAACUCGAGCAACAUUAUGAAGCUCUUCUUGCUGAGAUGAAUGGGAGGACAAAGAAAACUCAGAGUUUAUGUGAUGAAGCAUGGGGAAGAGUUCGAGCAAAUGAAGGAAUGCACGAAGGAUUACAAGCAGAAUGCGCUCAGCUACGUGGCGAAAACUCUAAUAUGGUCCAGGAGCGCAGUGCCCUUGUAAGCGCAUGUGUGUUGUUGUUGGGAGCCGUGUAUCCUCUCAUUCGAGCAAGAGAUGAUUUAUCCUUACAGUGUUCUCUAUUAACUAAGACCAACAAUAAUGCUGAGAUUUGUAAACAACAGAUGAGAAUGUUGGUUGAAACUUUAUCGGAAGAAAUAGAUGGGGAAAAUAAUAAGAGAAUCACCUCUGUUGAUUCAUUUAAGUUUAUUCAUCCAUUGAUUAGGUUUAGGGUUGCUGUAGUAGCUGUUAUCGCAGCGAAUCGACUCAAAUACUUUGGCACACAUGCUAAUGUGUCUAUUUUUACAUGCAAUGACACAGCGAUUAGUAACUGUAGGGUUAUGGUGGUGGCCGGACAGGGUCCAAAUAUAAACAUUAAAUGCAAGUCGGAUGAACCGACAGUAACCUCACAGUCAGACGUGGUUGCUGAUUGGUUGACAAGCAGUCACCUGAUCCACAACAUACGGGAUUCUACAUGCGGAUUGGUCGAUGCACUCAAAAAGAAUCGGGGCGACAAAUCAGGUUAUAUGUCGAGAGCUUUACUAAAAACGGCGCAAAAUUCUUUCAUUAAAUUGAUGGAGACGACCCAGCCCUCUUUCCCUCAUUAUAUUUGUGAACCAGCACUUAUAAGAGAUAGGAAUUGUUUAUGCCGGAUGUUGGCUGGAGGACUUGAGAAGAUUCUUCGGCGAUCCUCACUUAGAGAGGCAGUGAACCUCUUCUCGGUUGAGCACUCUUUUUCGGCUCUCCAACGCCAUCUACUGGGAUUCACAGAGCGUCUUCACUCCGGAGAACUCGAGAAGCGAAAUCUCCGCAACGAGCAAGGGAAGCUACGAUCAAAAAUUGAAAAACUCAAAACUUACAAAAGUGAAGUGGAAAAGCAAUCGGAUGAAAUUCAAGGUUUUAAGGACAGAGAACGAGCAUUAGUUGCUCGAUCAAGGUUUGAUGGCGUCUGCGCUGAGCUCAAUGCUGCCCUCGAGAGGGAGAAAAGAGCGCAGAAACUUCUUCAUGAACAGAAUUCGAAACUUCAGGAAUUGAGUGGGAAGUUAGAAGAGACAACUACCGACCAUGCAGAGAAGGACAUGACACUUAACCAAGCCAUAACUGGCUUGACCGAGGUAAAAAUGGAUUUAAAAAGAAGUAAUCAAACGAAACGUGAACUUGAGAAACAGGUCGGGCAUCUUCAGCAUGAACGUGAUCGACUUAACUCAACAAUACAAGAAGCGAAAACUGCUUUAAAGAAAGCUGCUGGGGAAAAAUCUUCCAUAGAGAAAUAUUUUGUAUCUGUGGAAAAAACUCUGCAGAGCGCAGAUGACGUUGAACUUGCAAAUAAGCUACGAAACCAUGGAAGCAAUCUUUCAAAUCGAGCAGGAAUAAAAGCAGCGCAGCGUGCAGUUGAGACGUUUGUUCGUGCUCAGUCAACCGCGGUGUCACGCAUCAGUAAUUUAGAGUCGCAGAUCACUUCGUACAGGUCGCACAUCGCUGCACUCAAGCGAGAACUCAUGGAUGCAUGUCAUCGAGAAAGUUGUGACAUCACUUUAAACGAAGAUAUUCCUACACGAGAAAAAUUCUACUCCCACCAAGACCCAUUGUUGACUUCAUCAACUCCAAUGGAGAGUUUCAAACCACUUAAAGGGGAACUGGUUGAUGAAAGUUCAUUUGAGCAAUUAAAAAGUGAACAGAGAGACAGAAACAGAUCCUCUGCCAUCAAGGACCUCACAAAUACUUAUCUGAAUUCGUCGCAACUGUAGAUUUUUAUGUAAACUGGAUAGCAGUAGACGUAUAUUUUUGGGUAGAGGCCUUAGUUCAAAUGUUAGAUGGUCUAACACUGUGGAAAUUUAUUAAACAUGUUUUAUAGUACA